Molecule: messenger RNA, 2931 nt
Organism: Drosophila guanche
Lineage: Eukaryota; Metazoa; Arthropoda; Insecta; Diptera; Drosophilidae
Product: beta-mannosidase-like
Exons: 10
Coding region: 176-2917 (913 amino acids)
Biological process (GO): glycoprotein catabolic process
Molecular function (GO): beta-mannosidase activity
Source: RefSeq, a predicted model, not a curated record
UGUAGGUUCUCAGUCUGAAAAGCAAGCCCAGAGGUCGUGGAAGCAUAGAAGCGUCGAGUGCAGAGCCCCAAAAAAACCGAAGCACCAGAGAUAAGAUUUUAACUAGAGCCCAAUAAAUAAGCGCGAAUAAGAUGUUAAUCGGCUCAAUACUCGCUUGUACAGAAACGAAUUAAGAAUGCUCCGGAUUUUGUACCUGUACCCCUGUUGCGUUCUGCUAAUCGCGCUCCACCGUCCGCUGGAUGCUAAAACUGUGCUCGUGGAGGAGCUCACAAAGUGGACACUGAGGAACGAGACCUCUUCACUAAGGAUCGACGUAGCCCGGGUUCCAAGCGGGGUAUAUACGGCGCUGAGGGAUACUUAUGGAGACCUGCUGGAAAUGGAGAACAACGUGGCCCUCAGCUGGAUAGCCAACCGAACGUGGAUUUACAGCACCACCUUCGACAGCGACGAAAUCGGUCACGACAAUUUGGUGAACCUCACGCUUCACGGUGUCGAUACCGUGUCCAGGGUGAGGCUGAACGGUGAGUUGAUCGGCGAAACGGACAACAUGUUCGUCCGUUACUCGUUCGCCAUUGGGCACUUGCUCCUGCCCAGUCCCAGCCAGAACACCCUGGAGAUCGAGCUGCUUUCGCCACUUCAGGAGGCCCAAAGACGCGCCCAGAAACUGGAGGAAGAGGGCUACGCCAUCGCUCCUUCCAACUGUCCAGUGGCGCAGGGCUAUGUCGAAUGCCAUUGCAACAUGCUGCGCAAAAUGCAAAUGAGCUUCGGCGGCGAGUGGAACCCGGCAGCCCUUUCGUCCGGCAUAUGGAAGCCAGUGGCCAUCGAGUACUACAAGGUGGCUAUUCUCCGCGACGUUGAUGUGGCCAUCAACCGCAAUGAAACCCACUGGACGAUGGACUGUCGGGCCUUUCUCAGCUCACCUGCCUCGGAGAACUUCUACGCCAAGCUCGUGGUGUAUGCCAGUGAGCUCUUGGAUGAACCACUUGUUCUGGACCAUCAAGAGGUGAACUACGCAUACGCCGUUCUAGAGUUCAAAAUACACAUUCCCCAGGACCGAGUCACUCUGUGGUGGCCAAAUGGCUAUGGCCAGCAACGACUCUACCCGGUGCUGUUUUCAGUGAAGUGCUUCCCAAACGAAGAGGGCCCCAACCUGAGCUCCCGCACCGAGUCGCAGAAGCUUUUGAAGAUCGGAUUUCGCACCAUAGAGUUGGUGGAGGACAUGGACAACAGCGGCAGAACCUUUUUCUUUCGAGUGAACGGCCAUCCAAUCUUCAUGAAGGGUGCGAACUAUGUGCCUGCUAAUACACUGCCAGAACUGUCCGCAGAGGCGGAUACGGUGCAGCACUUGCUGAAGUCGGCCCACGACGUCCACAUGAACAUGAUCCGCGUGUGGGGAGGCGGUCUCUACGAGUCGGAGACAUUCUACAACUUGGCAGACUAUUACGGCCUCCUAGUAUGGCAGGACAUGACAUUCUCCAAGGCCGCCUACCCCGUCACGGACGAUUUUGUGGCUUCUGUUUGCCUCGAGACAAGGCAGAAUGCACAACGGCUCUCGUACCAUCCCAGUCUCGCGAUGAUUGUGACGAACAACGAGAUCGAGCUCUUCCUGGUGAAGAAUCGCUCGGAUCUCGGCGAAAAUGCAGCACGCCUUGAGAAGGACUAUCAGGCUCUAUUUAUGGGCACGCUCAGGCACGAGCUGAGUAUUAUUUCCCGCAAUGAUUUCAGCCCUCGUCCUGGCCCCAUGAUAUCCACGCCAUCGCUGGGUAUUGCAGAGUCUGGAAAGGAGCUGGCCGUAGAUCCACAGCAACCCAAUUUCGGCGACAUCCACUUCUGGGACGACGACAAGGACGGAUUCGACUCGGACACCUACCCGCACGCUCGGUUCGUAUCCGAAUUCGGAUAUGCCAGUCUGCCCGUGCUCUCCAGCUGGCAGCGAGCGUUGGGUAACGUCUCAGAUGUCUCCAACGAAAGCGUAGCUGCCCUGAUCCGAAGUCACCAGCACGAUCCCAAGGGAUUCAUACCGAUACUUAAGCUGAUUGCCCUACAGUUGCCAUUCAUGCUUCACAGCUGGGAUGAGAACAUUGAGGAGUUCAUUUACUUCAGCCAGGUCGCACAGGCAAUGACCUCCAAGACGGCCGUCGAUUUCUUCCGAACCCUGCGCACCGACAACCAGACAAUGGGCGCCCUAAUAUGGCAACUGAAUGACGUGUGGGUGGCCCCCACGUGGUCGUGCAUCGACUUCUAUGGCAACUAUAAGAUGGUCUACUACUGGGCCAAGGACUUUUUGGCCCCGACUAGAGUGAUUGCCUUGUACGACAAGAGCUCCGACAGCCUCAAUGUGACGCUCACAAGGGAGGACUACGUGGAGCACCCGGACACGCGCCUAUACCACGUCCAAAUCAACACAUAUCUCUGGACAGACUUUAUUGCCAAGAAAACUAUAGCCCGUGCCUUCGCUCUGGGCUCUAAUGAGCUGGAAGCACGACCAAUCCCUCUGGAUACUUUUCUGUAUGAAAAUCACUCGAAGGAAGAAAUGUUCCUCGAGAUUGUCCUGGAGGAUAACUACGGUGGGACGUUGUCAAGAAAUCACUUCUAUCCGGUGCCUUUGAAGAACGUUAAAGGCAUCGAAGAUCCUGAAUUGGCGCUGGAAGUGGUAGGACCCGACUGCGGCACGGCCAAGCAGCCGUACACCAACAGUUUCAGCCUACGCAUCACAGUGAAAUCUCCAGCUCUGCUGGUGUACUUGGAACUCUCCCAUCCCGACUAUGUCAAGCAGAGACACCAGUUCUCGACGAACGGCUUUACCCAGACGGAACCCAGGAAAACUGUCCACCUGGAAUUUGAAACCUCUUCCGAGUGCCUAAAGCUGACUAGCGAGCACAUCAAAGUGCAAACUAUGAAUCAAUAUUUAAUCUAAACACAACUUGCAGC